This is a messenger RNA of Drosophila grimshawi, 591 nucleotides long. RefSeq names its product transmembrane inner ear expressed protein. Lineage: Eukaryota; Metazoa; Arthropoda; Insecta; Diptera; Drosophilidae. The record is from RefSeq and is a predicted model, not a curated record. The transcript has 3 exons. Bases 148 to 465 code for a protein of 105 amino acids.
AGCACCCAGUUUCGACUCAGCUUUGCCAGUCAAAUGAACAGCGGAGCCGCAGUCCCCAUUGGCCAGGCAAACCAGCCAGACGUGGAAUAGUUUUUAUAACGGUUCAACGAAUACCUGCGUAAGGAGGAUAGGCUACAAUAACACACAAUGGACGACGAUACGGAUAUCUUUGACAUAGAUCCCAAGGAAGCUUGGCUGGAAAAGAUAACAAUUGGCGGGCUGCGACGCUGGCACAUUAUUGCCUCUGUUUUGGGAAUACUGAUGAGUCUAAUGAUUAUGGUCUGUUGCUGCAUACGGUUUCGCAUACCGCGCACCAAACAGGAAAUCGAAGCCGAUUAUCAACGCAAGCAGAUAACCAAAAAGUUUCGCGAGAAACUGCAACAGAUUAAAAAUUCCGAAAUGGAUGAUAUGGAUCUGCAGAAAGCACUUGCUUAUAUCAAAUUGGAACAAUACGAUGAUCCCUAGGGAAAUCUCUCCCUCUCUCUCCCCCUCUCUCUGCCUCUCUUUCUCUCUGUAAAUACUCAUUUGCAUAACAUCACCAAAAAGCACCAGAAACUAUCGGAAUAUUAAUAUAUAUAUUACUACUACUAC